GGAGACCUUGAGUAAGAAAACCUUCUUCUUCAACAUUCUAGAGUGAGAAAGUGACGAGCAAGAAGGACGAAGAUUCUAGGGUUUCACUUCAAUGCAAGGAUUUGGGAAAUUUUUCCAUAAAGGAAGAUCUCCACUACACAAGGAAGGACUCAAGCAUCUCCAUUAUGGUUUCUCUCCCUUCUCCUUGUGUUUUUCCCUCUCCUAGCAUGGAGUAGUGUCCCAUUCCACUUGGGUGUUUGUGAACCCUGACUUUUACCAUGUGGUUGAUUGUAUGGAAUGAUUGUUUAUGUGUGGGUGUGUUUUAAUAUGAAUUUGAAGGUAUUUUCAUGGAAGAUUGUGUUGUGUGUUUGCCUAUCAAUCUAUUUUGUCAUUCUAACCUAGGUAGAGAGAAACCCGCCUUUUUAUGAAAGAGGCUUGUAAAGCUGGAUUUUCUUAGGCAAAUCUUGUCUCCUGUCUAGGUUAACGUAGGCCAACCCUCCUUGUUCGUAUUAGCAUCUAGGUUGGUUGUGUUUUGGUCGUCCGAAACCUGAUUCGAGAGAGAAGGUUAGAUAGUCCUUAGUCGAUUAGGCCAAGAGAGCUACAUCAGUAGCUUAAUCCGAAUUCCUUGGCCUAGAGACCGAGAGAGUGAUGUUUCAUCACUAGUUGCACUUCCCUUACGGUUCACAACCACCUCCACCACAUGUUUUCAUUCAUUUCGACAAGUCAUGGUAGCUAGUUAGGGGGAGCUACACCCGGGUGAAUCCUUCUCAUUUAGAGUCAAAACCAAUUACAUUUACAAUCGCUUUGAUUGUAGAUCGUAAUUUUCAACAAACAACUAAUCGCUAGAUAAUGUUUCAAACAAUCGAAGUAGGGGUACAUGGACUGGCCCGGGUUGAUAUUUAAACAUUCUUAUCCUAUAUUGCAUCCAAUUAAAGUUUAUACUUGGACCUGUACAUGGGAGUUGGGCCGUGCUUGGGCCGGCACGGCACAGGCACGCUUCGGGCCCAUUUAUUUAGUGCCGUGUUUGGCACGACCCGUCAGUUUUCGUGUCGUGCCAUGCAAGCCCAUUUGUCAACCUUGCUAGGCCCGGCCCAGGCCCGGGCACGGUUCGAAUCGUGUCGUGCCUAUACGUGCUCGUGCCAUGCUCGUAUUCGUGUUUAAUGAAAAGGACGAAAACAAAAGAGAGAAUGAAAAAGAAGGUGAAAAUUGGAUGGGGGAAGAUAGUAUUAACCGAUAAUGUUUGAGAAAAGUAACAAAUAAGGGGGAAAAGAAAAUUGGGAGUAUUUCAAGUGUGAUUUGGCUUUGUUUAAUUCUUUGUCCAUUUUUACUUAUGUUAGUAAUUACGUAUAUAUCUUUAUGACACUUCUAACAACAACAAAUAAUUAUUUUUCUACUUGUGUUUUGUAAUAUUUGAACCUAUAAUUCUUUCUAUAUUUAUUUUCUAUCAAAUAAAUGCUAUUUUUGUGCCAUGUCCGUUCUUAUACUCAAUAAAAUCUCAAAAAUAUUAGGCCCAAUACGGCCACUUAUAUACCGUGAUGUCCCCGUGCCCAUGAAAAUUUAGACCCGACACAGCUAAUAAAUUAUUCGUGUUCGUGUUGGGUUGGCCUAUUUAUUUCAUGCCGGUUCUCGUGCCUUGCCGUACUACUUACUAGUCAUUGAGCGGCACGGUCCAGUUCCCACGUAUAGGUCGUACCAUCAAAACCUUCGCUGCUUCUAUUUGUUUCUUCUCCUUCCAAAAUUUUCAGCCCUGAAAUCCCCUCUCUCUCCUCCCCGCAGCGCUCUCCGCCAUGACCAGCUCCUCCGCCACCGCUCGGAAGACACUGAGUAAGAUUGCCUGCAAUCGGCUUCAGAAGGAGCUGGUAGAGUGGCAGAUCAAUCCCCCCACUGGUUUCAAACACAUAGUCACCGAUAAUCUCCAAAGGUGGGUGGUUGAAGCAAUUGGAGCUCCUGGAACCCUCUAUGCUAACGAAACUUACCAACUUCAAGUUGAUUUCCCUGAGCAUUACCCAAUGGAAGCUCCCCAGGUGAUAUUCCUCCAUCCAGCUCCAUUGCACCCUCACAUUUAUAGCAACGGCCAUAUAUGUUUAGAUAUAUUAUAUGAUUCUUGGUCACCUGCCAUGACUGUUAGUUCAGUUUGUAUAAGCAUCCUCUCAAUGCUGUCAAGCUCAACUGUUAAGCAACGCCCUGAAGACAACGAUCGAUAUGUAAAGAACUGUCGGAAUGGCAGAUCUCCAAAGGAGACCAGGUGGUGGUUCCACGACGACAAGGUGUGACAAACAAUCGGGAACAAAGCUGCCACCAUUGUCCCGUUGUUUGAAAUAAUUGUAGUUUUGUGGUGUCCACCUUUUGCUAGAGGAUGAGAAAAAUGGAGAAUGAGAAGCAUUCAGAAACCAAAGCAUUUCUCUGAAUUCUCGAUGCAUCUCCUGUGUAAAUUGGCAAUGCCUGGUUGUGUAAAGGAAGAGGAGCAUUGUCGUCUUCUUAGGGGGAACAUAUUGGGAAGUUACUGUUUGUUCUUAACUUCUUUGCUUAUGGAAUUUAUAAAACCAGCACGUUGGGUCUUAGUUAUUUAUCUUUGGGGCAACUCUAAACUAGACAGAGAGAACUAUUUUUUACCACACUAUGAGGCAACCCAAUUGGCAGUCCUAGGAACCACAUAACUCUAAGCCAUGUCUAGCUAUCGUCUAUGGGCAGUCUUUAAGCAUCAAUCCUCCAAUUGUAUCUGAUUCUACCCUCUGAGAAGCUGGCAAGUGACGACUUGAGAAUCCCUUUCCAGUGUGACUCCAUGGAAGCUCAUGUUACGAAUCAAGAUCAGACCAUCUC
Molecule: messenger RNA, 2799 nt
Organism: Linum trigynum
Lineage: Eukaryota; Viridiplantae; Streptophyta; Magnoliopsida; Malpighiales; Linaceae
Source: the annotation of a GenBank genome assembly